AUGCUGCGCUGGCGCUACACUGACCCUAAGCUGGGCCCCGUUCUAAUAUCACACUAUACGAGCCGAAGAAAACAUGUUCUGUAUAUUAAUUUUCAAAUUAUAUCUCUUCUUUUAUAUACUUUCAGAAGACACAUCAAUGCCAAAAGGGAGGCUAUUGAAGUGAAGAAGAAGUACUUCAAUUUGAAACAAAGAGCUAAAAGCAAGAUCGACGGCCUCAAAAGGUCAAUGGCCACAACUGGAGGAGGGCCUCCACUCCCAGCACUGUCCAACGCGGACGAGGUCCUUUGUCAGUCUUUGGAGGGGAGGCCAGGUAUUCAUGGCCUAGAACAUGGCAUUGGCACUGAUGUCAUUCAUGAUGGCGAUGUAGCUGCCGCUGCACCAGAAGGUCUGCAAGGUGAAGCACAUCACAUUGAUGAGCAAGACAUCCCAGCAGAAGACAAAAAGACCGGGCGCAAACGAAAAAGAACACAAGCUGAGGCAACACAUGACAACACGAUACAGGACACGGAAAGGAUCAAACUUGAACAGAGGAAGCUGAAACUGGAAAUUGAAGUGUUAGAAAAAAAUCAAAAGAAAUUAGACAUUGAAAUUCAAGUGCUGCAGAGGAAAUCAGUCUACUACCAACUAAAAAUGAAUGCGGAAUUUGGUGUUUCUCUUGUCGAAUCAUGUCCAACUGAAGAAUAAUUAUUAUCAAAAUUACUAAAGACAGUUAUGUAGAAAUGCAAUAUGAAUGACAACAACAUUUACUGAUUUGCUUGGACAUGAUCAGUUGAAUUUGACAGAUACAAUAGUUAAUGAUAAUUCAAAGAAAUAUUGUUACACAUUAUCAACUCUAUCUGUAUUGUUUUAUCACUAUUCAUUACAUAUGCAAUUGCUCCAAAAAUCCUGAUUUUUUUGUUAUGUGCUCUUAAGUAAGAUCAUUUUAAAGCAUGUAACUCUAACAUUGUGAUGAUAAUUCAGCAUUUAUGCAAGUAUGAUGUGCCAACAUAAAGACAUAAAUAUAGAAUGUCUAGUGAUCAUGACUUUACUUAUAGUUUAUGCAAUUUGUGUAGACCUAGAUGAUGAAUACCAUGCACUUUUCAUUUGUCCAGCUGAUACUAACAUUAGGUCAAGAUAUUUGUCCUUCAUACAGACUAUUAUGAAUAUCCUAACAUGCAUAAGUUCUGUAUCUUUACUCACAACAAAUGACAACAUUUUAUUCCAGCUAACUCUUUAUCUUGUUCAAAUUUAGAAAUUAAGAAACAAAUAUGAAUUGAAUUGCUCUGUCACAAUGUGCAAUGUUAGAAAUUUGAACUAGUCCUGCAGUUCGUGCCAAAGUGUCCACUUGUCAAUGUAUGAAAGAACUUGUAGACAUAUGCCAUUUUUCAGGUUUCUGCUAUAUGUUAUCAUUGUAAGGACUUGUGGACUAAAAAUGGUAGUUUCUACCGUAGUAUGUGCUUUAUAUUAUAACAUUUUCCCACUUUACUUGCCGUAAAAGGCGGCAAACGGGAUCGGGUGGUCAGGCUCACUGACUUGGUUGAUACAUGUCAUCGAUCCCAAUUGCGUGGAUCGAUGCUCAUGAUAUCAAUCACUGGAUUGUCUGGUCCAGACACAAUUACUGUACAGUCCUCCGUCAUAUAGCUGGAAUAUUGCUGAGUAAGGAGUUAAACAACAAAUAAAUCUGCACUGUUGGCAUGGCCAGACUAUACAAAUUAAAUAUUGUUCCAUUUUGUGCACUGCUUGUAUCUGAAUAAAACAUUGAAUGAC
Messenger RNA from Haliotis rufescens (red abalone), 1746 nucleotides. RefSeq lists its product as uncharacterized. Lineage: Eukaryota; Metazoa; Mollusca; Gastropoda; Lepetellida; Haliotidae. The record is from RefSeq and is a predicted model, not a curated record. The transcript is spliced from 6 exons. Bases 1 to 684 code for a protein of 227 amino acids.